AUUGUAAUGCAUUUCAAAAAUUGUUUUUUUUUUUCUUUCUCCCGGUCCCGGCACUUCAAAAUUCUGAACUUUGGCCAUUAUCCGAAAAGUCGGGUCCAAUUAUGUCCAUCAGUUGUUCGUUUUAAUCUGACUGCAACCAAUUCAUCUGCUCUUCUUUUAAGUUUUCGUGGUACUCUUGAGUCUUGACAGCUGAAGAUGAAGCAAGGGCUUCUGCUAUGGAGUCCUUGCCAUCCCUUUCGCUCUUUGUGUUCCUUCCCCUCCCUGUCGUUUUCUCCUCCCUCCGUUCGCAUUCAGAUAAGAAAAUGUUGUGCUGUGGUAUCCGCAAAUCUCGAGUCCGGUAACGGUGGACAGUUGACGGCGAGAGAGAGGAGGCAAUUGAGGAACGAGCGGAGACAGAGCAAAUCCACCAAUUGGAGAGAAGAGGUUGAGGAGAGGCUGUUGAAGAAGCCCAAGAAGAGGUACGCUUCUUGGACCGAAGAGCUCAACCUCGACAACCUCGCUCUCUUGGGUCCUCAAUGGUGGGUUGUUCGGGUUUCCAGGGUUACUGGUCAGGAGACUGCGGAAAGACUAGCUCGCUCCCUCGCCAGAAAUUUUCCGGACAUUGAUUUCAAGGUAUAUGCUCCUUCAGUUAAGGUGAAAAGGAAGUUAAAGAAUGGCUCCUACUCGGUCAAGCCAAAGCCCCUCUUUCCCGGUUGUGUCUUCUUAAGAUGUGUACUGAACAAGGAGAUACAUGAUUUCAUCAGAGAGUGUGAUGGAGUUGGUGGCUUUGUUGGAUCAAAAGUUGGUAAUACAAAACGGCAGAUCAAUAGGCCCAAGCCAGUGUCAAUGGAUGACAUGGAAGCAAUCUUCCAACAAGCAAAAGAAGAGCAGGAAAAGACUGAUCAAGCAUUUGAAGAAGAACAACAAGGAGGAGUCUUCAAUGAGGGAGAUCUAAAUAUUCUCUCUCAUUCAAAUGGCAAAGAUGCUAUAGGAUCCAUGGAAGGUGUGAAGCCUAAAAGGCGGACAAAGAAAAGUUCAGAGCCUAUUGCAAGUAGCUCAUUGACAGUAGAUAAUGAUAAGUUGAUUACACCAGGUUCUCGUGUUCAAGUAGUGUCUGGGCCUUUUGCAGAGUUUACUGGAAGCCUUAAAAUUUUGGACAGCGAAACAGGAAAGGCAACUGUUGGGUUCAUGCUGUUUGGAAAAGAAAGCUUGGUAGAAUUAGAUGUCAAUCAGAUUGUUGUAGCACAGACAACAUAAUGACAGAGUUUUUAUGCCCCAAAUAUAAUAAUAAAAUGGUGAGUUGCUCAUUCCAGAAAAUCCAAUUCUUUCUUUUUCACAAUACGUUCCAAAACAUAUGAGCCAUUGAAUGUAUAGUGAAUUAUUAUAAAUCAAUCAAAAAUAAAUGCAUGCAAACCAAGUUACUAUUGUUAGCAAAAAGACAUCACUAUGAAUGUAGGACUCCAUGCUCCAUUUGGAAUGUGGGAAAUUUCACAAUGAACAAUUGAACACUUGUUUGUGAAA
Molecule: messenger RNA, 1500 nt
Organism: Nelumbo nucifera (sacred lotus)
Lineage: Eukaryota; Viridiplantae; Streptophyta; Magnoliopsida; Proteales; Nelumbonaceae
Gene: PTAC13
Product: plastid transcriptionally active 13
Biological process (GO): transcription elongation-coupled chromatin remodeling; DNA-templated transcription elongation
Source: RefSeq, a predicted model, not a curated record